Messenger RNA from Priapulus caudatus, 2275 nucleotides. RefSeq names its product lamina-associated polypeptide 2, isoforms beta/delta/epsilon/gamma-like. The transcript has 5 exons. Bases 40 to 867 code for a protein of 275 amino acids. Lineage: Eukaryota; Metazoa; Priapulida; Priapulimorpha; Priapulimorphida; Priapulidae. The record is from RefSeq and is a predicted model, not a curated record.
UACAUUUCGUCGACAUUGUGUUUUCGCGGUACACUUACAAUGGCUGAUCGUAAUAGAAUAUCGUCGUUUAGCAGUGACGAAGAAGCUAGUCCGAUUUCGCAAAGACGUCAGCUAAAGCAGCAGCAGACCACGUCAAGAUCCAGCAAGACCAGCUCUAGGAGCAAGGCGUCUGCCACCUCCAGGGACGUCAUGGGCGAACAGAUUGAUGUGACACAGCUGAGCGAUGAAGUUCUCUCAGCUGACCUGCGCAGAAUGGGUGUCAACGUUGGACCCAUUGUUGAAACGACGCGAAGAACAUAUGAACGGAAAUACUUGAAACUUCUCUAUGGAGGAGCCAAUGGGGAUCAGUCUCUCCAGGCAGAGGAAAAUGAUUAUGAUGAUGAGGAUGAUGCAGAAGAGGAGGCAGAGGAGGAGCCAGAAGAAGUGCAGGAGGCUCCAAGUCGAAACUUUCGAAGAAGAACUGUCGACGGUGUCGGGGAUUCUCCGAAGCGUGUUGCCGUGGCAACGUCUAUGCCUCGCUUAACUCGCCGGUCACUCGCUUCGAUGGGUCAUAGUUUGCAGAUCCAGGAGGCAACCAGCUGGAGUGGUGCGAAGACCACGUCGACAACCUACAAAAAACGCACGUAUGCGACCGACUCGUCCAGUGGUGCCACCUACAGGCCCGUGGAGAAGACUAGUCGGUCGUGGGCGACGUUGACGACACCCAGCACUCCCGCGCGCACCGUGGCGACGCAGCAGCCGCGCGCGUCGUGGCUGUCGCCGUGGGUGCAGCUUCUCAUCCUCGUCGUCGUGGCAGCGCUCGUGUUCCUCGUCAUUCAGAACAUGGAGAGCAACCCGUCCACCAGCAUCCCGAAGCUCACCGUCUAGCUGCUGCGAGCCGGAAGCGAGGUCACGCGGAUACAAUUCACACGCGGGGCCGUCGUUGUUGUUCACCGAUAGGAAUGCGAAUCGGUAGGGUGCGUCGUUCGUAGAAUUGAAUUGAUUUUACCAAUUGUCACGGUUGGGCCGCUUCACUACUUGCGGCAAAGGUUGUCUGUGUCGCGUAGGUUGAUAUGCUUGUAUGCCUUACAUUUUGUGAUCCGCCUGAAUUUGGCCGCAAUUUCUAAUGUAGUCUUUGUGAUAGUGAUCUUCUGACAGAUACACUCUAAAUUGAACUGGACUUAACGUUAUGGUUUUGCUAAUGUUAUUCCCAGAGUAGUGAGUUCUCACAAUGUUAUUUGGUUCCAGCAUGACUAUUGCAAAUGUGUGCAGUUAUGGCAACUGCAGUUAUACAGCCGAGGUUGAAUGUUGGUACCGAAUCGGGUCUAGGUAUGUCGAGACGUGAGAACAUUGAUAAUAUCAAGAGUGAAAAUAAAUGACAAAUUUGUCAUUAUUCACCCCUGAUACUAUUGAUGGUCAAGCUUGGUUAUUGUCACAUCGUGCAGUAGGUUAUUCUGCAUUGCACUUGUUUUACUGCAUUGCUGGAUGAUUUACUGCGACAAUUGCAAUGACGAAUUAAUGACGUUUAUCGGUCAAAACUUUGAUCUCAAGUGUGGGCAUUUUUCCUACCUGUCCUGUGUGUUAUCAGACCAUGGUAGAUAGCAAACCUGAUAUGGCAGCAUGAAAUUACAGGUUGUUUUGGUUGGGAACAAAUGGGGACGAAGUUUUGAUGUGGUUAUAUGCCAUUACUUUCGUACCUAAUUAUGUAAAUUGGGUAAAAGAAGUCCGUGUCUAUGAUAUACAUGCAUGCAUGUGUGAACUCGGUAUUUAUACGUCUUUCUGUAAUAAUAACGGUAAAUUAAUUAGAUAAUAGUUUUAACACGAUGUUCUACAACUUUUGAGACUUUGUUUUAAUAGUGUACGUAGGCAUGAAAGUAAAUCAACAUAAGCCAGCACAGUUGGAUAUGGUUGGAGAUAUUCUAUGUGGUGAACCCGAGAAUUAGAUGUUGAAUUUUUAUAAGAAAUAACUUUCAUUUUCAUAUCAGUGUUUACACGUUUAAUUAAUAGGGUGAAUUUGUAUUGUUGUCUUUUUUCCCCCGGUGUGUACUAAUAUUUUUAUUGCAAAUAGCUAUAUGCUGCACAUUCACCUAGUAAUGACCUUGUUUAAAUUUGGAUGUCUGUGCCUGUGUGUGUGUGUGUGUGCGUGCGUGGGCGUGUGACUGUGCGUGUGCGUGCGUGUGUGACUGUGUGUGCGUGCGUGUUUGUGCAUGCGUGUUUGUUAGCUGACCCUCUAGCUGCAUGUUGUUCUGUAUGUAUUGUGAAAGGGGUUAUGUGAAAAUAAUGUUUGUAACAAAAA